AUGCGAGGGGGGAGGCUGAAGGAGUUCACCGCCUCGACUGUUGGGGAGGCCAUUGCUUCUUCGAGGUCCACUGAUCCCACUGUGGAGUCGCUGUCCUCUCUGUUUGUGACCAGCCUGAAAGGGAAGGCCUCCGCCGUCUCCUCCUCCCCUACCAAGGAGAAGAAGCCCGAAGAAAGAGCCGCCGAACGGAUCGCGACGUGGAAGAGGUCCAUUUUGUCCGCGCGUUCCGGUGGCGGACUCCCUGGGAUAUCCGAUUUAGGCCCCACCGAGAAGAACUCCGAGUUCCCUGCUAGGGUCUCGUCGAAGGUGUUGUCUGUGCUCAAGGAAGCCAGGUCUGAAACUGCUUGCCAGGCACCGGCAGGAGGUACUACUAGUUUUUUCCUUUUAUAUCUUUUUACAUUCAUGAAACGUUUCAGAAAUCUAGCUAUCUCUUCUAUUUGCAGCUUCUGUAGGCGAGAAGUCCGUUGUUGAUGUGGUGUUGCACGUCACUUCAGCGCUGCAAGGUACAUGAAUGAGUUUAUGCCCCGUCUGACAUUGUCUCUGCUCACUUCAGGAAGCUAAAUUGCUAGCGAUAGUGCCUAAUUGCGAGUAGUCAUUCGGGUGCAGAAAUAUAUCUUCUGUCUGUUUCGAAUGUCAAAAGAUGAAUCUCAAAUGGGAUUAUAUAUCCCCUUGGCAUAGAGAAAUGGAUAAGACAGUGGAUCAUGGGUUUUGAGUGCAAUUUGUUUUUUUAUUUUAUUCUUUUCAGAUUCAGAGGCAUGCUGAGUUGUCUCCAUUAUGGUCUACGUUAUGAUCCAUUUAACCCACAUGAACAUCUUGUUUGUUUCUGUAAUCUUCUUACUUGUACUGAAUUUUUUUGCAUUCUAUUGAAUGUUCAAUGAACACGUUCUUCAUUCUUCAGUUGAAUCAUGGGCUUUGAACACAUGGAUCCUAGGUUUCGCUGAAAAAUUAGUUUUAUGUAGUUCUGUGACAAUAUAGAAGAGUAAAUGGGAAUUUAGAGGAAUGAGGAGGAAGUGCUUAUGUUAUUUUGGGUUUAUAAGGUUUUUCAUUCCGUCCUCCACCAUGUUGAUAUAAGAACAGGACACAGCUGAUACGAAUAAGUUUUUCUGAGAGCUCAUGGAUGCCAUGCAUAUCUUUUCUUGCUUUCAUGCUAAAUGAUCAUGUGGUACUAUCCACAAAAACAAGGGUUGUUGAACUCUGAGUUAUUAUCUCAUCUAUUUAAAAUGAUUUCUGGCAGAUAAUAGCUCACUUGCUCAGGUAUUCUCAUUUGCAUUGAAGAUUUCAUAAAAGUAAAUUUAUGUUCACUAAUGUUGAUAUCAUUUUUCUUUUAUUGAUGAUCCAAUGUAAAUUUCUAUUUUCAUUUACUUUGUAGGCUUGGCACUUUCAUGAUCUUUGUCUUCUUGUUGUAAGGCUAGUUUCUAUUUCAGAUAUUGUGCUAAGCAACUUGGUUGUAUAUACCCCAUGAUGUGGAUCUGUUUAUAUGAAUUCUUGAUCUACGUAUAAUCUCAUAACUCCAGGUGACAGUGGGUUGUUGAAAGAAUCUCAAUCUGAAGAGGCUAACAAUGGCAUCUUAACAGAGAACAACAACUUACGUGACAUGCGCAAUGUCUUUAAAUUACACAUGCAGAAGGAAAAGUCAAGAGAAAGAAAGGCAAAGUGGACUCUCAAGGACUCCCACAAUCUUCGUUUUUCUCGACUGAUUAAAAGAUCUGCUGAGGCACUAGGGACUGAGAGUACUCUUGAGGUCCUUGGUAAGCUGGGGAAAGAAACGGGUGUCAAAGAAUACAAUGCUUUAAUUGGUCUUUGCAUUGAAAAAGCAAGACGGUGUGUUGACGAAAGUGAUUCACUUAUUCAGCUUCAGAAAGCAUUUCAGCUUUUUAGAUCCAUGAAAGAGCAGGGUUUUCAAAUCGAAGAAGAAAGUUAUGGGCCAUUGCUCAUGUACUUGAUCGACAUGAGAUUGAUCCAAGAAUUCCAAACUUUCUGUGAGAUUAUCAAGGACGAUUCCCGUCUACCCAACCCUAGAACUUCAUAUUUUGAGAUGCUGCUAUGGAUUAAAGCUGGAAACGAGGAAAAGAUUCAGGAACUGUGCCAUUCUGUCAGAGCUGAUGACAGUGAUAUCAAUUUUAGUAUAGCUGGUAUGGUGUUUGUUAUUUUGCAGUAGACUUGUUUUUGCCUAUUUUAUUUUUAAAUUAGCAUAAUUCAUGGAUGAUCUUGUCUGGGGAGAAUGAUAUAAAUUUAUGGAAGAUUGUUCCUUGUUCCCUCUUUAAGGUGCUCCAUUGGAUGAAAUUAUUUUUCAUUUGCAAGCUAGUAUAUGCACUAAUGGAAGAGAAGUGAAACUCGUAAAUUACCUAAGUGACGCCGUUGGAAGUACUUUCACAGUUAGUUCGCUAAUUCUACAUUUAUCUUCUCAUGGGAAGAUCAAUUUUCUUAUUGAACUGAUAAAUUUGUAGACCAAUAAAGUCUUUUGGAAAGUAUAUAAAACAGUUCAUCCUUGUUUUCAGCUUUGCUACACAGGAUCUGAACCAACUUGCUGGAUCUUUUCUAAUAGAGUGAGCUUGGAGGGCAUACAGUUUCGGAUUCAUUUUUUUCAUCAUUUAUUACUUAUUUACAAUCUGCUUUCAGUAAAAUGUCGUUACUUUCAAUGCUCUUCGCCUUGGUCUUUUCAACAGCAUCUCCCAUUCCCAUGUGACACUGCAUGGUGACGAAAUCUCUCAAGAGAAAACAUGUGGCUUGACGUGUGAGGUUCCAGUCAAAUGGUGUUUUUCUCUGAAUUAUUUAUGGCUGAAUACUACUUUUCAGAAAAUAAAAAAUUGGCUACUAAAUAUGAAACUUGGUAUUUUUAGGAAAAAGGAUUUUAUCUGAAAAUUUAUAGAGAAUUUUAUAUAUUUUUCGAAUGACAGUUCAAAAAAAUUUCAUUCUAAAUUAUACAAAUCCAGUAUUUUCCUUGAAACGACGAAUUCUGAUAUAUUUUAUUUAUUUGGCAGAAAAUUAUUUAUUAGCAUUCUGUGUUGGUGAUAGGAAAAAGGAGAUGUUACAUUUAUUAAAUGUCUUGGAUAUGAGGAGGAUUUCAUCAUUAGAGUAUUUAUCAGUAAUAUUCAAAACACUGGGGAAGUCGUCAUUGGAAAACCUUGCAGUGGAGUCUAUCUUGGCCCUAAAGAGUGGAGGUAUGUAUGCGUGUCACGUGGACAAUGCUGGUGUGUGUUAUUUUUCAUACGUAUUGUUAAAAAUUUCGAAGUAUAAUAAUUUUGGAUGCGAAAAAAUAUUCGAGUCUUGCAAUCUGAGUUUUUCUUUUUUUUCACCAUUUAACUGCUUAUUUGAUGCUUCUAGCUGAUGAAAAUGAAUGGUUCAUUGUUUUCUCAUUCCUUCUGCUUACACUCACGUGUAUAAAAUGAUUCUUACGCUUUAUGUUGCAUCUUUGUUUUUAGUUCAUGUAACAUCAUUGUACAUUGAAUAAAACUCUUUUGGCUAGAGCUCAUUAUUUAGUUCCUUGGGAGUUCACUUGAUAUCCAUGUUAGGAAACCUAUUUGGAUCAUAAAAAAUGAUUCCACAGAGUAGGCUAUCAGGGGGAUUGACAUGUGAGGAGAAGAGAAAGAUUUCUAAUGGGCAAGUUGCAAAUCAGGACGACUUAACCUAGGUAGUCUAAUGAUUGCCAGAUUUUGUAUGGUUAAUUGAUAUGUUGCCUUUUUCUCGAGUAGAUUUUCAUUUUCUGUUCUCCUCGCUUUAGUUGAUGAUGAUUUUAUGUGACUUUGUUUAGCUGAGUUGAGGUUUAAAGACUAUUCUGGUGGCACGAUUUAAGUAUUGCUUAGCAGAUGGGCUUAUUGGCCUCAUUGGAAUGGCAGGCGCUGCUUUAUCAGCUUCCUCGUUAUUUGGAGGAUUAUUGCUGGGAAAUGUUGUGAUCUAACAGGCAACAUUCUAAAGCAUGAAAUGCAACUUCUCUUAUCUUCAUGUUGAAAUAUGUUCUAAUGACUGAUUUUCUCUUACAAGCAGCUAACGUGAUAUAAUAAUGCUUUCUAGAAAAUAACAAGUACAUAUUCUUUGACCAAGGUCUUCUGAAGUUUCAUUUUAGUUGGCAUCUAUUUUAAAUUUUAUUUUCAUAUUUUGUAUCUAUUUUCAAUCGGCCUAGUGUCUGUUUUUUGUAGUUAUUUCUCCGUUUUUCCUCUCUGAUUUAAAUCUAGAACUGCUCUUGUAACUGCAGAUACGACAGAGAGCGAUAUCUCAUCAUUGAUAUUUGACUACACCUCCAAAAUACCCGAUCUUGCUGUGAGUAGUUUCCCAUCGUCAAUACUGACACUUCGUUUUUUCAUUCGUCUUAUUUGUUUCGGAAAUGUACAGAAAUGUAUGUCAAUGCAAUUUUCUGGUUCCUCAUUUUAUGAUACUUUUAAGUUACCUUAACACUUGGUUUGCUUAAGUAGAUGUGUACAUAUGGAGUCCUGGUAAUUUGCUCCAUAUUAGGCGUUUAACCAAGAAUGCACUUCUCUGUAGGUUGAAGAGGUAGUUUCGAAGUAUAUAGGAUUGCAUGUAAAAGUUGAAGUAACACCAUCUGUUCGAUCAUAUGAGAAGCUCACUGCAUACUGUUGCAAUUUGUUCAAGGUAAGUUGCCAUUCUAGUUGAUAAAACCAAAUGUUGCCUUCUAAUUUUCAGCUCUCAUUUUAUUUGUUCAGUGGACACAUAACGGCUUUGCAUAGUAAAUAGUUGACGUGUUUAAGAUGAGAAUGAGUGAAACACAAAUAUCAUGAUGGCAUGCCUUGAGAUUAAGAUCAGUUUUAUCCCUUCAAUUUAAGAAACUUCCAACCUUGAUCUGGCUUAGGCUGAUUUAUGGCAACUCAUACUGUACAUGGUUUUUGAUUGAGUCAGGUCAUAUGAAUUGCCCCGAGUUGGAUGGCAGUAUGGACUGUGCAUUAGUGUAUGAUACUAUUGCUCUAUGAUCAAUAAUAUUUGGGAAGGGUCCAAUUCACUAUUUUGGCAUUGUUAAAUUUUGAUAGGCUGUAAGCAGGGAUAUGGAGAUGUGACGAGAUCAUUCAACUGUUUCCACAUGAUGCUUGGCACGUGCCCUGGUGCAACAGACUGGAAUAUCUCACUGGAAAUAAAUGAUUAGUUUUGUAUGGUAUUUUGAAGAGACUAGGGCUUUGGAUUUUAAUUUCAUAUCUUAAUGGGCUUUCAGCAUGUGCGUUGUCCAGGCAAUCUGCUGAUUGAUGAACAUACGUUUCUGACAACUUUGUAAAUAUAAUAAUACUGGUUUCUCUUGCAUAACUUAUGCCACGUCUCGUCCUAAUUUUAUGGGUAAUGCCCACUAUUUAGCCACCCUAAGAAAGAAAGAAAGAAAUAAUCAGUGUUUAGAUGGUACCAGUUGGCGAAGUAGAUGACAGGAAACUGACUUUGUCUCUCAAUGCAUGGCUGAGUGACUCCAUGAAAAACACAAGAACGAGCCCAGGGGGAUCCAACUACCGGUGAAGCUUGAACCUCCAAGAUACAUGUCAAAAUCAUACAAUAAGCUGACAUCAGUAUAGCCUGUGAAGGCGUGCCUCUGUUCUAGGAUGAGAUUUGCGUUAAUUUAUAGUGUUAUGUUAUAUUUUAAACUCACUUACUUAAUGUACUGUAUUUUUUACACUAGUUCAUGUUUAGUUUUUUUUUUUUCUAAGGAAAGAUCGGGAUAUUUCAUCUACACAAAGGCCAUUUCUAGCCAUUUUCAUAUCUCUAAUUAUAUAAUAUUUUGACUUUAAUAUUAUUGAUCAGUUGCCAUGACUAAUGCAUUCUCUUGUAUGUGGAACAUCUAUGGUCGCAUCAUGCUUGGAUGCCAGUCUCGUGAUUCAAACCUUAACGUCUACUUAAUGGUUGCUUAUGCCUUUAGAGUCAAGUAUUUCUGCUUAUGAUGCUUUUCUAAUGGUUGAUACAUUAUGGUUGCAAAUAAUGUAGGUCUGUACAACUCUUGAUCCACUUGUGCGUGGAACAGAGCAAAUUUGCAGGCUUGAUUGGGUAAGUGUUUCUCUUAGGUUACCAUGUAUCUAAUUUUUGUAGUUACUAGGUUCCCUGGCUUUUACCAAGCGAUAUCGUUUCUAGAAAGCUAAACUUAUUACUAUUAAUGCUUUUUUUUUAUAACUUGUCUAUUGUUAUAUGGCUUCUGCAGAACAUGUCACAAUUUAGUUAUGUUCAUGAUUUCUUUAUGUGAUUUACAGAGUGUCAAUAAAUUCUGAUUUUUUUUUCCUGUUUUUGAAUUUAAGGUUCGAGAACUAUGUUCAGUGGUGCGGAGGCACAGCCUGAAACUAGACAAGGACUGUUCCAGAAGUAUGAUGAGCUUGUAUGUAAUGAUAAAAGAUGUAAGCAACCGGUUGUUUUUCUUAUUGUCCACCAUAUCCUAUCUACAUCAUCUGCCACCAUUUAUUUGAUAAAGUUAUUAUGGAUGUUAAUUUUUAAUGGGCCACUUACCUUUUUGGAGGCCGGUAUUGCAUUUUAGGGAACAGAGUGAAAGAUGUUGAUUGCGUUCUCAAUCUCUGAUUUUAAUAAUCCUGUCAUGAUAAUGCUAAAAAUUAUGCUGGAAAGGAGUCUAUGCAGUCAAAUGUGUGAAUGUUUCAAAGUUGUCUAAUGUUAUGCUGUUCUAAAGAAAUAGGAAUCCUUGAACUUAACGUUAAUAAAAAUGGUCUCAUUGUGGUUACUGUAAAAAUACUGUGAUUAUAAGGAUGGGCCUAUUUCAGUCAUUGCCAAUUGGUUUUGAAUAAGACGGCUCAAUAAAUUUAGCGUGAUAUUAGAGUCAGUGACCGCUCUUGAGCUACAGAGACCCCAUUUGUAUGGUCCAAGUCAUGGGGCUCAUGAAUUGUUUUGGAUGUGAAUGCGUGCAUGAAGAAUAUUCUUGUAUUAGUUAUUUCAAAAGUAAAUAUCUGAUUAGAAAAUAGGUUUACUUCACUCACUUCCAUUUAAUUUUGCGUUAGAUGGUCUAAAAACUUUAUCAGAUGUGGAUAAGCAAGCUUGUUAAAAUACUGUUAUCUUAGUCUCUUUGUACUCAUGAGGAUGUGAUUAGAUAUGGUCUGUUAUUACUGGGUUUGCGCUAUGUUAUUUGUCUCUUUACUUUGCUCUUGUGAAGCAUUUUGAGUUGCAUCUGGAGAGCCUGUAGAUUGAUGUCUUAUGCGGGACAUAGGUUUCGAAUACAAACCUGAAAACCAUUCAUGCACAAUAUCUAGAUGAAAAAGUGGGCCUUCCAUAUGAAUUAAAAUAUGUUGACCAUCUUUUUGAUGGAAAGAACUGUUCUAUUUUUAGAAGAGCAUCCUUAUGCAGAUUUAGAUGUUGCGCUGUCUGGUACAGGAAGGGCAUUUUGCUACUCAAACCAGGGUUUUAUGAGGGUUGUUCUGUAGGGCUAAAUCUUUUCCUGGAAGAUGACGUAAGGUGGCUGAUAAGGACUUCAUUUGCUGUUCUUUGUUUUUCAAUGUCCUGCUGUUAAUCAUGUUUAUUGUUCAAAACAGGUUGAUGUGAUAAGGCUUUUGAUAAUGAUUAUAAUGAAUGUAAAUUUGUUUCAAACAUGAAGAUGAUUCAUUGUGCCCUUUUCCAUGACAGUUUGAAGGUGCGUACAAUCUGCUUGCAGAAUUGAAAGAAAUGAAUAUGGAGAUUGAUGCAAGCCUAUACAAUGCUGUAAUGAUUGGAUGUUUCAAGGAGGUAAUCGAUUUCAUUAAUUAUCAACUUAUUUUUACUUUUGCACCUAAAUAUUGGGCUCGUUCUGUUCUCACGUACCUCAUACUUGGCUUCUGUUCAUCUUCCCAGAAAAAUAUUCAUGGAGGGCUUAAAGUCCUCAAAGAGAUGAAGCAUGCUAAUGUAAAGCCAGAUUCUGAAACUUUUAGUUACUUAAUAUUCAACUGUGGAUGCGAAGAGGAUAUUGUCAAGGUUUGCUAACUCUGCAUCGUUUUGGGUAUUUCUUUCAAGAAAUUGAAAUCAAAGCCUUAACUUUUGGCAUAGGUGAUCUCUUUCACGUCUUCUGUCAAUAAGACGUCUGCUGUUUAAUUGAACCUUGCCAUGUAUCCGGAAUCCAAAAACCAUUACAUAAUCAGUCUAAGUGAUAUGCUUUCUCUUGAAAGUAGGGAUAUUACCAUUGAAUCAAUACAUAUCGCGUUAACAAAUGGAAAACUGUGCAUUAUGAGUAAUUUGACUGCUACUUUAGAGGUCUGCAUGCUUAUCUAUUGAAAUGCGCUUAUCUAAACUUAAGAUCUUUUGUUGAACUUUGAUUUAGUUUUCCACCAACAUGUUUGUUCCACGGCAGCCACGGAAAUCAAAGACAGUUUCCUAUUUGUUGACUCUUCAUGUCUGCCCUUACGAUACACACAGUUUGUGUAGGCAGAGUGAAUGGAAAAUCGAGGGACAAAACCUAGAAUCGUAAAAUCAGAUUGGUUUUCUGGGCCCUCCGAGUUACAUUCUGAUCAGAAUCCGAUUGGAUUUGUUGAAAUCUGUCAAUCAUAGGGCAGCUAAUUUAAUCUAGGUCUGGCCAGAUCCAAUUUGAAAAAUACAAAAUGAAAAUAAAAAAUAUCAAAUGAGGAAUAUUAAGAAGGAAAAAUGAGAGAAAUGCUAAACUGUCAACGCUAUAAGAGCAUACAAUUCAGGAGUAGGGCCAUCUUUUUAACUAUUCGUAGUCAAGAUCGAAUUAUUCUAGUAGGCAGGUGACUUUUGUGCUUUGUCACAUUAACUCUUGUACGUGUUGCCUAAGAUUUAACUUUUUGGGUUUGAUAUCAUAUUAAAGUUUUUCUACUGUUUAACUCAAAACCAAUUAGAAAUGAGUGAAGUAGGUUCAUCUUUAUAUAACCAUAUAAUUUCUUCUUGUAUUAGUGUACAAAAGACUGUUCUGACAUGACCACAUUAAAAAGUAAUUAUCAAAGACAAAAGUUUUGAAAGGUUCAUUUCCACAUCACCUCAUCUCGAAGUUACACACAAUACACUUGAUACUCGUGGAAGGUUAUGCUAUAAAUUUACUUCUGAUGGAAGAGAACGGCACAUCCUCAUGAUUGCAUUGGUUAUCUAAUUAUUCAAUAUGAACCGUCAAUAUCCAUCCUGCAAUAAUGGUGCAGCUUUUUUUAAAAAAUCUUCAUGCAUACUUCUCAAGGAAUGGGAUUUUUAAUGGCUCUGGCUGGGAUUUUUUAGUGGGAUUUUGCAUCCUUUGCUACAUAUCUCUAUAUCCACCUUUGAAAUCAGGUCUUUCGUCAUGACAACGUUCCGGGUAUCCUUGAUAGGAAUAGUCGCCUCCACUUCAAUUCUCAUUAUGCAACAAAUACAUACUUAUCAAUCCCGUUCUCUUUUUAACAUGUAUUCCUAUCCUCUUUAUCUUCUUUUAACAUGUGUUUUUGUAACUAAUCUAGAACCAUCUGGAUGAGAUCUUUCAGUAAGAUGUAAGAGAUGCGUCUGUUAUUUUGGAGUUUUUGGGGGCCCGGUCUUCACCUAUACGAUGCUGGGUCUUUUUCUGGAGCUCACGGACCGCACACUCUUGCAUGUUCCUAUCAGUUGAAUAAUCCCUGAACUGGGCGCUUUCCAAUUCAGUAUUAGAAAGAGUUUUGAGUCGAAUUAUAUCUGUACUACCCACCUGUAUCUCUUCCAUAUUUUAAUUCCUUCUGUGCUAGCAUGGCAGCAGGAUCGUCUCUUGCACAUCAAGUUCUCGCAUCUGAUAUGAUGUCAUGCUCAUCAUCAUCCAUAGGGAGUUCACAGCAAGUAUUAGUUCAAGAGUCUCUAACAUGCUUAUCUUUGUUUUUAUUAUUUCUGCCUUCUCAAUUAUUCCGCAUGAGGAAUGUAAAUCUUCAUUGUGAUGUAUCUGCUAACAUACUUAGAAUGUGAAUCUUCAUUGCCCCUUAUUGCCUUCUCUCUCCCUCUCCUCCUCACCCGCUUUACUCUAGAGUUUCUUUGGAAGUUUUCUUCUCUACUGAGGGGGCUUCGAAUUUAUAUGGAAAAUGAAAUAAUGGUGCGAUUCUGAUUAUCUCGACAAAGUCACACGGAAGCUCACCUGGUCAAAGGAGCAUUCUAGCCUUCAAAAACUGCCUGUUAAAGAACUAAGAUACAUUAUUUGUCAAAAACUAAGGUAUAAAAAGAGAUUGUAUUUUUAUCUUGUGCGGGUUAGUAUGAAAGUAACUAUGUCAUCCCAUGUUUCAUUAUUUUACCUUGGAAUAAGUAUUGAACAGCCUCUUCUUUUCUGCAGUGCCUGGAAGAAAUGAAGCAUUUUCAGGCAGACUUUACAAAGCAUACUUACAUUGCCCUCAUAAAUGCAUAUGCAAACUGUGGGAAAUUCGACCAGGCUAAACAGGUGAAGAUUAUGGCAUCGGCAAUUUAUGUAUGCGUAUAUUGGUUAUGUUGUUGGCCCAGAAUAUAAGUUUUUAUAGGCAAAAUUUAAUAUCCCAUUAAGUGCCAUUUGAUAGUGUUUAUAUAUUAAUGCAUACGAAUGAUUUCAUAGUAUGAAAGUUCCCCGUUUAUCUCAAACAGUGUUCCCUAACUAUCUGAAAAUAUUACCCUCAAAAUGAUAAAUGCCUAUUUUCCCUUCUUUUUUUUUCUGGGUUUAUUACUCACAAAAUGAUAACGCAUAUUAAUUUCCUAUUUUAUCAAUUUGGAAUAUUUUUGCAUCAGCAAGUCAAGGUUCAGCCCAACCAAUUCGGUAAUUAAUCCCCAUUUUAUGAUCCUUGGUUUUCAUACACCUUGUUAUUUCUAUAAAAAACCAUUUAAUUUUCAAAUCAGCCAUUUUUUUCUGCCAGCUGGUUGGGGUCACUGCUGAUCAAUCUGGUAUUUGAUUCCCAUUCUAUAUAUAGUCUUCUGGAUUUUUUUCCAUCUGAGAGGCUUAUCUAGACUCCCUGCUCAAGAGGGCCCAUUCUAGAAACCCCCCAAAACCUCUCCUGGACCCUGCUGCUGCGGCUCCCCGUGUUCAUUGAUCCAUCCUGAAGAUUUCUCUUUUUUUGCUAUUUAUGAUCAGGUCAUCGAGGAUAAGUGGGUCCCAGUUGAGCAUAUAAACGAGAUUAAAGGGGCACUUAUCACCGCGCUUUCCUCUAAAGGGAGAACAUCAGACGCACUGGAGAUGUAUGACGCCAUGAAGCAGGCUGGAUGCUGGGUUGAGCCGAAGGCCAUUGUGAGCAUCAUUGUGAGUGUCGAUCCCCUGCUCUCCCUCUCACUGUGUUCUCUCUCUCUCUCUCUAAAAUAGGCUCUGUUCUUCUUCCCUCCCGAAGGAGUUCUACCGGUCCAGAGGACAGACUAAAAGAUUGCUCCAGCUUCUGGCUGAGUUGGAGAACUCGUGCUUGUGGUUUGAUGCGUGCGGUCGGGUUGUUCUCUACUGCAUCAGAAACAAUCUCCUAAGGUUCAGAUCAUCAUCAUUAUCAUCAUCAUCUUCUUCUUCUUCUUCUUCUUCUUCUUCUUCUUCCUCUUCUUCUUUAUAUGAUGCAGCUCUUCCGUUCUUUCUCCCAUGGUCUUCUCCCCUCACCCACCCAGUUCUGUCUCUGGUCAGCGCGGCAGUUGACUUGCUCAGGCAGAUGAAAGAAAAGGAUGAGGCGGGUACAUGCUCUGUUAUUGAUCAGGUCAGAGGAAACACCAUCUCAAUUCAUGCUUAGAUCUUCUGGGGUAUUAUUAUCCUCCGCUUUAAUCAUUAUGGGGGUGAUAUCUUGCUCCAUCUACGUAUGUUUAUUUUUAUUUUUAUUUUUAUUUCUAAGCGUUGACUUAUUCUACACCUGUCUACAUCCUUGAAGGACGAAUCACUGUUUCUAUGCGUUGACUUAUUAUUAUUAUUAGUAUAUUAGUAUUUUCUCAUGAAGAACUGAUGGGGCAGAUAUUCUGCCAAAUUUGGGAGACCGAGCCCACGAACAUGGAGAUUGGGAUGGGGUUGCUCUGGGCCAUCAAGGAGGAGCUUGGCCUUCUUCCUACUCGCGCGAGCCUCGACUUCCUCCUCAGUGCCUGUGUUAAGGUGAAGGAUCUGAGAUCCGCGAGGUCCAUCUGGGUGGAAUACAGCAAGGCUGGCUUGCCCUUCAAUGUCUUAAGCUAUUUGAGGUUCACAUCCCUCCCUCCCUCUCUCUCUCUCUCUCUCUCUCUCUCUCUCUCUCUCGCUCACUCACUUAGAUGCAUCCAUCUUCUGGGCUCUAGAAUUUCCAUUUUCCUAUUAUAUUGAAAAUUGUUCUUACAUCUCCACCGUCAGUCUUCAUUUCACCCAGUUAUGGGAUAACGCCCCUUCUCUCUCUAUCUCUCUCUAUCUCUCUCUCCCUCUCUCUCUCACACACACAGUUAGAUGCAUCCAUCUUCUGGGCUCAAGAAUUUCUAUUUUCCUAUUAGAAAUGCUGGUUUACCCAAGCAUGUGAUGAACUGCUUUCUCAAAACCCCCACCUUCUCUCUCUCUCUCUCUCUCUCUCUCUCUCUCUAAAAUAGGUUCAUCCGUUCGAUGGGCUUUUUUCCCGGGCCCGGCCCGUUGACACUCUAUCAGGAAAAAAGAAAAAGAAAAAAAAGAAAUGGAAAAUAUGACUUUUUUUUUUUGGUUCUCCCCAUUGUGGUUCAGGAUGUAUCAUGCUCUCAUGGCCGGGGGAGACUUCACCGCCGCACAGAAGAUCUCGAAGCUCAUCUCCCACGAGGAUAAACACGUCUCCAGCAUCAUCCGGGCCUGCAAGACCGCCUACACGACGCCGAUGGAUGAUCUCCUCCCUCCCUGA
This is a messenger RNA of Spirodela intermedia, 12623 nucleotides long. Lineage: Eukaryota; Viridiplantae; Streptophyta; Magnoliopsida; Alismatales; Araceae. The record is from the annotation of a GenBank genome assembly.